Acipenser ruthenus (sterlet) is the source of this 6573-nucleotide messenger RNA. Its product is annotated as histone-lysine N-methyltransferase EZH1-like. Bases 213 to 2480 code for a protein of 755 amino acids. The record is from RefSeq and is a predicted model, not a curated record. Gene Ontology annotation, molecular function: protein binding; histone H3K27 methyltransferase activity. Gene Ontology annotation, biological process: chromatin remodeling. Lineage: Eukaryota; Metazoa; Chordata; Actinopteri; Acipenseriformes; Acipenseridae. The transcript has 21 exons.
UCGCCCCCCUCUCUCUCUGUGAUUCUGUGAAGUGCGCAGCAACAAUCUCCAGCAUGGAUUAGUCGCAACGUUUAAUUUAAACUACUUGCUCUGAAUUCUGCAUCACAUUUCCACCAGAUAGACUCUAUAUUGCUAUAGAAUAUUAUUACUCCGAGGCACAGCAUAACGCAGUACAGACUAUUAGUAUUAUUAGCGUGGGAAAAAGAAGGAGAAUGGACACCCAGGGUCCCCAGACUAAGAAGGCCCAGAAGAACUCAGUGGCGUGGCGGAGGAGGGUCAAGUCCGAGUACAUGCGACUUCGACAGCUCAAACGCUUCAGGAAAGCAGAAAAAGUCAAAUUCCAGUUCCUGGCAAAUCGCAACAAGAUCCAGGAGAAGACGGAGAUGUUGAAUGAAGAGUGGAAGAAACUGAGGAUUCAGCCCAUCCCUGCCACCCCCUGCAUAGGCCAGCUCAGCACCAAAAAGUGCGUAGUGGAGUACGGCUUUCCUGAAUUCAAGAGUCAGACCGUCAUGAUGAGAACCUUAAACACAGUGGCAGGGGUGCCCUUUAUGCAUUCCUGGUCUCCCCUGCAGCAGAACUUCAUGGUGGAAGAUGAAACUUUCCUGCACAACAUUCCAUACAUGGGGGAUGAGGUGUUUGAACAAGACGAGGCCUUUCUUGAAGAGCUUAUUGAUAACUACGAUGGUGUGCAUGGGGACAGAGAGGGCAAGUUCAUCGACGAUGAGAUCUUCGUGGAGCUGGUGGACGUUUUGAGCAAGUACGUGGACGAGGAAGGGGAGGAGAAGGAAGAUGGACAAGAGGGGGAUGCAGAGGAGGUGGAGGAGGAGGAAGAGGAGACAGAGACUGUGAAGGAGGAGCCUGAGUCUGAGGAGACGCCCCUCAUCACAGGGAAGAGGAAGACUGUCACAAAGAGAUGUGAACAGCCGCCAUCCAACAGGAUCCCACAUGACAAGAUCUUCAAAGCCAUUGCCUCGAUGUUUCCAGACAAGGGGACAACUGAAGAACUAAAGGAAAAGUACAAAGAGCUGACAGAGUCCCCCAGUCCCGUCAAGCUGCCGCCCCAGUGCACCCCCAGCAUGGACGGGCCGGGUGCCCAGUCAGUGCAGAGGGAGCAGUCCCUCCACUCCUUCCACACCCUCUUCUGCAGACGAUGCUUCAAAUAUGACUGCUUCCUCCACCGUAAGAGCCCUGAGCCAGGCCGAUCUUGCAGGAGUCGACUGUGUAGCCCUUUGCUGUCAUUCCACGCCACUCCGAAUGUCUACAAAAGGAAAAUCAAAGAGAUUCGUAUUGAGACAGAGCCAUGUGGGCUGGACUGCUUUAUGUUGCUAAAAGGAGCCAAGGAGUUUGCGGAUCAGAACAUGGUGAAAUCUCAGCGGCCGCGGCGACGCCAGAGACGACACAAGCAGCCCAGCUCGUCCGCUUCCACCCCCGGGGAGGGAAAAGAAGGAGACAGCGACCGCGAGACCACCAGCUCGUCGGAGGGGAACUCUCGCUGCCAGACUCCAAUCAAGCUGAAACAGAGUUCUGAGCAGCCAGACAGUGUGGAGGCGGUGCAGUGGAACGGAGCUGAGGAGUCCCUCUUCAGAGUGCUCCAGGGUACUUACUACAACAACUUCUGCUCCAUAGCCAGGCUCAUCGGCACCAAGACAUGCAGACAGGUGUAUGAUUUUGCUGUGAAAGAAGCACUUAUACUUCGGGUUCCAGUGGAAGAUGGAGGGAUAUCACCACAGAAGAAGAAGAGAAAACACAGGCUGUGGGCAGCGCACUGCAGGAAGAUUCAGCUCAAGAAAGAUAAUUCAUCCAAUCAAGUGUACAACUACCAACCAUGUGACCACCCAGAGCACCCAUGUGACAGCUCCUGUCCCUGUGUGAUGACACAGAACUUCUGUGAGAAGUUUUGCCAGUGUAACCCUGAAUGUCAGAACCGCUUCCCUGGCUGUCGUUGUAAAACCCAGUGCAACACCAAGCAGUGCCCGUGCUACCUGGCAGUGCGAGAGUGUGACCCGGACCUCUGCCAGACCUGUGGGGCAGCCGACCACUGGGACAGCAAGAACGUGUCCUGCAAGAACUGCAGCAUCCAGCGCGGCCUCAAGAAGCACCUGUUGCUAGCGCCUUCCGACGUCGCUGGAUGGGGCACCUUCAUCAAAGACCCAGUCCAAAAGAACGAGUUCAUCUCCGAGUACUGUGGAGAGGUGAUCUCCCAGGACGAGGCUGAUCGGCGCGGGAGGAUCUACGAUAAAUACCUGUCCAGCUUCCUGUUCAAUCUCAAUAACGACUUCGUUGUGGAUGCAACUCGCAAAGGAAAUAAAAUUCGUUUUGCGAAUCACUCCGUGAACCCGAACUGCUACGCUAAAGUGGUGAUGGUGAAUGGAGACCAUCGGAUAGGGAUCUUUGCCAAAAGAGCCAUUCAAAAGGGAGAAGAGCUCUUCUUUGACUACAGGCAGAAAAGUGGAGGUAUCUCCAACUCAGGCUUUGUUUAAAAGAAGCACUGGGGAAAGAAAUGCGUCCUCCUGGGAGACCCUCUCUAUACAGUCAGGCAGACGCCCUGAAGUAUGUUGGGAUUGAGCGGGAGCUUGAACUCAUGUGAUUGGAUGUACAAUCUAAUGCUUUCCCUGCACUUCGCUCUUGAACUUUGUAAAUGAUGCCGUGUCCAGCGUUAGUAGGGAAAGCAGUUCCAGUUGGGUUCAGCCAGAGUGAUGGAAUCAGGUUUUUCUGUUUUUUUUUGUUUUGUUUUUUUUUUUUAAUCCCAUUGAAACUGGGUGGCAAUCUCCAAUUUCCAAUGGAAAUGACAUUCCCACUGGUAUCUAAAUAAUGUUAAGAACCCCCAAAAUACAUUUUUGGUUUAUCAAGGCACAAAAUUCAAUUUUAUAAUUUUCUUUUCUUUUUUUUAAAUGUAUUUAUUUAUUUUUAAUGAAAUAUCCUUAACUGUUGGAUACUUGAUAUCACUUUUUUUUUGAUUGCCACCACAGAUUUAAAUGUAGUGGCCAAAGGUUUUUCAUCACCUAGAAUUUUUAGGAUUAAGCAUUAAGAACAUGAGAAAGUUUACAAACGAGAGGAGGCCCCAUUCAGCCCAUCUUGCUCGUUUGGUUGUUAGUAGCUUAUUGAUCCCAGAAUCUCAUCAAGCAGCUUCUUGAAGGAUCCCAGGGUGUCAGUUUCAGAACAACAAAAAAAAAAAUGAUAUGAACAUAAUUUGACAUCUUUUAUUUAACAUCAUGUAAUCAAAGAAACUACAAAAUGAUGUCGCAAAAGUCUACCGGAAGCCAUAAUAGUAAUACAGUACAGUAUUUCAUGUUAGAUUUCAAUUUUCAGUUUUUCAUUGAGUCUAUGAAAAUCUACAAAGUGGUAUGAAAUUCAACAUGUUAACGUAACAUUAGUCAGCAGGUUUCAUUCGACUUUAUGAAGUAAAAUGAGUUCAUUCUAUAGCGUGAUGCAAAACCUUUAGCUACGGCUGUUCGCUCACUCAUUUCAGAUCAUUGUAUUACUUCAAUGUAAUGUAUGGAUGAGAACAAAAUCCUAAUUCCUAAUAAAUCACUCUAAAGGUUUAUUUUUAGGCAAAAUAAUCCACAAUCUUAAAAUACCUUCACAGGGUUAUGAAGCAGACUGUCGUAAAACAUUUUAGGGUUCAUUUAAAAGCAUACCUGAGUCUUUCAGUCUGGACCCAGCUGUACUAACCUAUAUCUGUAACCCAAACCGAUUAGCACUGCUUACAGCUGUUCAUCAGAGCUGUUAACACAAAGGUGUGUGUAGAUUUCUUUCCUGCGUCUCAAAGCUUGCAUUGGGGUUUAGAGUAAAUUAGAGUUCAGUAUUGAGUGCUUUGUGUCUUCAUAACCCCCUAUAUAUUGCCACUGCUUAUCUCAGUAAUAAAUAGUGCUACACAAAAGGGCUUUUAAUGGUACGAAAGUUACGUGUUGUUGUCUAGAGUAUGUUUGCGAAACCGCAGUAGAUUUCCUACAAGGAAGAGCAACCGUGUAUGAAAACCGACAAAAUGAAUGUGUGCUUUCUUUAAAGACUUGUCUACAUGCAGGGAGCAUGACAAGCAAUAAGAGCCCUCUGUCAACGCAUAGUGCCAUAGCAAACUGUGUAAUACUGAUCAUUGAAGCUUCAUUUAGCCACUAAGCAGGUAUUGAUGUUUUAGGGUUCCAGUCGUGUCACAAGUGGGAUUAAGUAGUUUGGUGGUCUUGACGUAGCCUUCGCUAGACAGUGUUCCCAAGACCACCGUUUUGGCAGAGUCUCACAAAGAAAGGCGGCUGUGUGGUCCAGUGGUUAAAGAAACAGGCUUGUAACCAGGAGGUCCCCGGUUCAAAUCCCACCUCAGCCACUGACUCAUUGUGUGACCCUGAGCAAGUCACUUAACCUCCUUGUGCUCCGUCUUUCGGGUGAGACGUAAUUGUAAGUGACUCUGCAGCUAAUGCAUAGUUCACACACCCUAGUCUCUGUAAGUCACAUUGGAUAAAGAAACAAAUAAUAAUAAUAAUAAUAAAGAAAGGGCUGGAUAAUGCCUGGUUUCCUCAGCCCGCAAUAGAGUGCCCCUUCCAGUCCACAGCUGGCUUACAGUGAUUGUAGCUAAACAAAAUAAUUCCGUAACCCUGUUGUGCUCUUCCAUCAACUAUAUAGGUCUGUUUGGAAAGAAGCGCAUAUUAUAGUAAACAUGUAUGUUUAUUUGAACCCUUUCGACCUCAUCUGGGGACAACGAAAAAUGUAUUUAUUUUUAAAAAUAUUUUAUGCAUGAAAAAAAAAAAAACUUGCCCUCGCUAUCCGGCACUACAUUUGUUGAAAGUUUGCAUGCCGUUCUUUCAUUGGUCACCUGGAGGGUGGAAUUGACCCCACCCCUUAAACGGCUGCUUUCCUGUUAUUAGCCAACCAGCUGCUUCCCCUGUUGACUGACAUGAUUUCAGCCAAUAGCAGUUAUUUUGUUGGCUAUGAUCAUCUCCAAGGCAUUUGGCGGAGCCUAUAUUUACCAUGCCUGUGCUUCCUUGCUAUAAGGCUAAAUAGAGAGGACUUUAGGGACCAGUACCGCCAGCCAAGCGUCCUUCAUGAUCACAUAAAUACAUCAUUAAAAGUAGCUUGUAAGAGUUCUUAAUGUUUCUUAAAUAUGUUACUGAAAACAUCAAUGUUAAUGAAUGCAAACUGACAUAACAGAAAAAAACAUGCUUAACGAUCCUUAUAUCCCGAUGAAACAGUAAUAUAAAGCGUGUUGUGUUGUGUUGUGUUGUGAGAUAUAUUUGGAAAUAUAUCAAGUCAUUUUUGCAAAAUGUAUUUUCCAUAUAAAGCUGCCAUUUAAGUUUGCCUUUAAGUUAAAGACAGCAAAUAUUUAUGAAAUAUUUUAAAUAUGAAAUGUAUAUAUUAUUUAAAGGUUUAUUAACAUGUCUGUCCUGAGUUACUGAAUAUUAUACAGUUUAAAGGUAAGCCAAACAGAGUUUUGUUGAAAUGAUUUAACCUAUUGGAUGGAACAAGGUAAAAAAAAAAAAAAAGCUUCACUUUAAUGUGUUGUACAUUUUAUUCACUGCCAUUAACCCAGUAAGUACCAAAUGAAUUGUUCUUUGAAAAAAAUCAGAACACAAGCUGUAUGUAUGCUGUCGGAUACAUUCUAAAUCAUUCUAAAAGUGUUCAGUCUUUUAGAAGUGUAAAAUUCCCAGAAUCCUAUUUGGAGGAAAGUCACGUUAGACACGCCUGUAAUCAGAGCAGUGAAAUUUCACGCCAGCUAGAAAGCACAACACACAAUAGAAAGUGGAGCUUGAUCAUCACUGUGGGGAGGAAAACGCCAAGAAAUCUAUCAUUUUUAGGCUUCAGUUUCUUCUAUUGAGGCAUCAUAAAAGCAUCUGAAGGGCUGUAUUUACAGAAUUACAUUAUACAUAUAUAAAAUAUAUUGCUAAACAAUACUUAUGUUUGAUUUACUUGCUACAUUUAUUCUUGGUAUACCUGCAACACACUUUUAUGAGUUUUUAAUUGAACCUGCAAGUCCGUUUAACAGUUUUUUUAAUUUAUUUUUUAACAAGUCAUGAAUCAUCAGUCUCACAUAAAGUGAACAAAUGUGAUGCCUCUGGUUUAUACAGCAUUCGCAGAUCACCGCAUGCUCUCUGAUAAAGCUCAAAACCCAAGGCCUGUUAGUACUGGUUUUACGAACAACCCAUGAAAUGGUACAACACAUGCCAGGUAAAAAUGUGCUUUUUGUUGAAGCCCAGCAUUCUGUUUAUAUGUUGGAAAGGCUUUAAUUUUAAAAAGAGUACAGAGCUGAUCCAAAGCUGAUGGGUUUUCAUACAAAUCAUCGUCCGUGCAUAAUAUUCAGACAAGUUAGUUAUAGUAACGCAAACGAAGCCUAGCCUUAUUGUCCAAAGAGACUCUAAAGAAAGAACGUGGUUCUGUACAGCUGGCUUGGUGUUCUGUAGCUCAUGAAACACUGUAAAGUAACUCUCUCAAGCCCCUUCCACUCAGACAGAGGCACAAUUCAAAAGGUUCACUCUCCACACACACAAUGUGCAAAUCCAGCAGGACGUUAUCAGUGUUUGCAAUGUAAUGUGGGUCACUGUAACUUAUUUGUAAAAUUCCUGUAUUCAUUAAAAGGAAAGCAUUCAA